Molecule: messenger RNA, 4073 nt
Organism: Vespula vulgaris
Lineage: Eukaryota; Metazoa; Arthropoda; Insecta; Hymenoptera; Vespidae
Product: A disintegrin and metalloproteinase with thrombospondin motifs 2-like
Exons: 16
Coding region: 421-3456 (1011 amino acids)
Biological process (GO): proteolysis; extracellular matrix organization
Cellular component (GO): extracellular matrix
Molecular function (GO): metalloendopeptidase activity
Source: RefSeq, a predicted model, not a curated record
CAACCAGUACUUCGGCCAAAGUUUAACGAGUGCGAGCGUAUAAAGUGUCGAGUGGCGAAAGGAGUGUAGUUGAAAUUAUUAAACGUUCGAGUGUUUCCGACAUAACGCGCGAGCGUUUAGCCAGUGGAAAAACGAUUUGCCCGUAUAAAUUGUGAUUUUCUACGUUUCUCUUUCUCUCCCUCUCUCUCUUCCUCUCCCUUUCUUUCUCUCUUUCUCUUUUUUCUCUCCUCUCUCUCUCUUUCGUGGGUGUAAGUACGCGUAAAAUUUUAUCAUGCGUUUCGAGUGUGACAGAAAGAGAUAUAGAUAGAGGGAAAGAGAAACAGAGAGAGAGAGAGAGAGAGAGAGAGAGAGAGAGAGAGAGAGAGAGAGAGAGAGAGAAAUAGCGAGUCUGUGCGAAAGCAACCGUACGGAAUUUAAUUAAUGCGACAAGGUGCAAGCAUGCCACAAUCGAAACUCUCGAGUUUGCUAGUAAUGACCUGGUUGCUCGGUACGAUAGCCUGUAAAUCGCGCGUCGACGAGCUCAUUCAAAGUUUCAUCGAAUAUGAGAUCGUUUAUCCAACAAUAAUAACGGAUGAUCUAUCCUCAUCGUUACGUGAUCAUCGAUUACCGUUCGAAAAUCGUUCGAGGAAUCUACAGGAGGAAACAACGAUCUACGUGAUCGUCAAAAAUUGGACGUUGAGAACUACGAUCAAUGAUCGAUUAACACUUUCGAAGGAUCUCCAUCUUCGCGGUGGAAAAAAUUUCAAUAAGAGUUUCGACUGCGAUUUAAGACAUGGAAUCGUCGAAAACAAUGAAAAUAUUUCGUCGGUCGUUCUGACGAUUUGUUUGGAUGAAAUUUACGCUUUUGUCAUCGUCGACGGUAGAUCCUUCUUCGUGGAACCAUUAACGAAUGGUCGGCAUAUAUUUUACGAGUCGAAUAAUACCGGAUGGUGGUCGUCGUCGAGAAAAUCGUCGAAAAAUUUUGGUCCAUCGAUCGAAAUUUUCCCUUUGUAUUACACGAAGAAAAAGGACGGCUUGAAAAAUCCCACAAGACGAUCGAAACGGGAAAUUCGAAGCAUUAAAAGUAAUGGAUUUUAUAAUCUCACCGGAGAUGUCUUUGACAUGGAAAAUUUUGAUCUCGGUGCUGGGGAUAAUGAGGAUUUCUUGAAAAAAGAUGAGGACGUUAUGAUCGAACGAUUGCCACAAAGGAAUGAUCCCGAAGACGUCGGUUAUUUUUCUAAUCCAUCUUGGAGCAGAAGCAAAGUACCGAAAAGGAAACAAUUGCCACCACGAUGGUUGGAGGUCGCGAUUGCUGCGGAUUAUUCCGUCAUUGAAUUUCAUGGUCCACGUGUUCAACAAUACGUUUUGGCACUACUUAAUAUCGUCAGUGCCGUUUUUAGAGAUCCUUCUCUCGACUCAAAUAUGGUUCUCGUCGUUGCUCGUGUAAUCCUUUACACGGAAAAAAAAGACAGUUUGGUUCAAGAUGGAAACUCAAGGAGAUCGUUGGAGAACGUCAACAAGUGGAAUCGGAAGCUCUUGUCCUUAUCAAAGGAUAGUCACGAUAUAGCAAUAUGGUUAACUCGUUUGGACAUAGGUGGUCCUUCAGGAUAUGCUCCCGUUUCGGGAGUUUGCAAUCCUGCGAGAUCUUGUACUUUAAAUCGAGACGAAGGUUUAACGAGCGCUUUCAUCAUAGCUCACGAAGUAGCACAUAUCUUGGGCUUGACUCAUGAUGGCGAUAAAACCGCUGGAAAUUUUUGCGUCGAAGAAGCGUCUCUUGGUAGCGUGAUGGCUCCUAUGGUGGCCGCGACCUUCCAUCACUUUUAUUGGUCCACAUGUUCCAGGAAAGAAUUCCAUCGAAAAGUCAAACAGUGGUCUUGUUUAUUGAACCGACCCAACGACAAUAACACUACACGCUUGGAUAUAAACAUACAAGAAAUGUUUACAAUGGAUGAACAAUGUCGAGUGGAAUUUGGCCAAGGUUAUCACCUAUGUAAAAGUUUUGAAAUUCGUGAACCAUGUUCACGUUUAUGGUGUGGCAAUUCUAAUAUUUCUCAAGCUUGCAAAACUAAAAAGGGACCACCGAUGGAAGGUACACUUUGUGGAAAAAAUAAAUGGUGUGUAAACGGUCGCUGCGAAUCCAUGGACCGAGAAAGAUCGAACUUGGAGCCAUUGUUUUACAAUCCAAGAAAUGGGGGAUGGAGUGUUUGGAGUUCUUGGAACAAGUGUUCCAGAACUUGUGGAGUUGGUGUGCAAUGUAGAUCACGUUCAUGUAACAAUCCACGGCCAGCAUACGGUGGGAAAUAUUGUAUGGGUCCGAGCGAUGAUUGCAGAAUUUGCGAGUCAGCUAAAUGUACGACGAAUAUCGACCUUCGUGCUCAGCAAUGUUCAAGACUGAUCGGUAUUUUAGAUUUUAAAGAAAUAUCGUCUAAAGUAAACAUGACCUGGUUGGCUUACGAGCCUGAGGAACUUGAAUUAAAAUGCCGAUUGGUUUGCCGUAGCAAAGAGACCGGAGAAAUUUUUUAUAGCGGGAAGAACCUAAUGAAUGGCACUCCUUGUUCCUACGGUUCUACGGAUAUCUGUAUUCAGGGUGAAUGUAAACGAAUGGGUUGCGAUAAUGUUUUUAAUUCGGAAAAAGUAUUUGACAGUUGUGGUACUUGCAAUGGCAAUGAUACUGAUUGCGACUACGUUGUCAACAAGUUUCAACGUAAACUUCGCCGAGCAAUGACGCGUGUGGCUGUAUUACCACGCAAUGGUAUUAACAUGGCAGUGAAUGUUACUAUAAUGAAAACAUCGUUUAGCCAUAAAAUCAAUACUACUUUCGUUAUAAUGGAUGGAAAAAGACGGCGACACAAAGUAAACGAUUUUAAUACAAAAGGUCACGAGUUACUGGCAAUCGAGGGUACUGCUUUUCGAAUUCAAAUAACUAGUAAUAACAAAUAUGCCAUAAAGACGAGAGGGAUGGCUUUGGAUGAUGUCAUCGUAUCGUUCGUAGUACCGACGGACGUCAUCAAAUCAGGUACGUCGAUCGCUGUAUCUUCACGGUAUUCCAUAAAUCGUAAUGAAAGAAAUACAGACAAACGAUACCUAUGGUUAGUGGGUGGAUGGAAUUUUUGUUCUGUCAGCUGUGGAGGAGGAAUACGCAGGAAAAUGAUUGCUUGUAAGGACGAUAAAACUGGAAGAAUCGUUUCCAGAAGGAAAUGUGCAUUUCUUCCCAAGCCUUUUUUAAAAAUGGAAACCUGUAACAUACAGAGCUGCGAUUACAAGUGGCUCCCAGGACCAUGGGAAACAUGUUCUGUUACCUGUGGAAAUUUUGGUAUUCAAACUCGUCAACUUCAUUGCGUACGUUCCUCCUAUAACGAGAGUGAAAUAAUUAGUAGUAAUGAAUUGGAAGCAUAUAGGAUUAUAUUGAGACCAUCUUUAUGUAUGGAUCAUCAACGACCGAGCAUCGAGCAAGAAUGUAAUAGGAUAGCCUGUUAAAAUUGUUGCUAGUAAUAUUUUAGAUUCGAUUCUUUUUUUUUGUGUUACGAGAAUCACGAUUUAGAAGAAUUCAAAUUCAACUGCUUGUUCUUAUAACGCAGAUAGUAUCUAGUUGGUACAUAUAUAUGGUUUUAGAAAUAUCGAUUAAUGAAGAAUACAUCAGUUGUGACAUCACUUGAGCUUGACAAUUACAUAUACGCAAAAGAUAUUUCAUUCAGAAAGGGAAGGAGUAAUCGUAGAGUAAGUUUUUGAUUCAUAUCCGUCUAAAUCAGAACUGUGAUCAAGAGGAACCAUAAUAUAAUGCAACGUAAAGAUCAUUUUCUUUCUUUCUUUUUUUUUUUUAUAUAAAAUAAUCUAUUUUUAAGGGUUUCUUUUCUUUUCUUUUUUUUUUAUAAUGCGUUUAAAUACGAAUUUUGUUCUUUAUACUAUCUUAAGUCGUCGGCUUAAAUGAUUAACGUCGAUGAUGGACUAGGUUUUAUUCGUAUCCAAAGUAUACAUAAUGAUAACAUCGUUGGUGCAAAUGAAAGAUUUAAUAAAACGAAAUCUCAUAUAAGCAAGAUGUUAUAGCGUUACAUAUAAUGAGAAAUAUAUGCUACAAUAAAAAUAUUUACUUCAGA